Molecule: messenger RNA, 5110 nt
Organism: Neolamprologus brichardi
Lineage: Eukaryota; Metazoa; Chordata; Actinopteri; Cichliformes; Cichlidae
Source: RefSeq, a predicted model, not a curated record
CGUUUUUGUGAUAAUGUAGCUGAGACAAGCACGAGCUUUAUUAUGUUUGAAAGUUUGACACGCCUUGGCUUGCACACUUGUGGGGCUUCGGCACUGUGCAUUAUUAUUUAGGAGGGCGAAAGUCUGCACAUUCCCAUACUUAUUUUUAAAGAGAGAAUAAGUAUGUAAUGGCCAAUAGCCCAAAACUGUCACUUGCUAGCAGCCUUUUGGAGGAGGUUUCAGCACCGUUACCUAGCAACGAGACCCCGCUAGUUGUCAUGCACGCUGCUGUCACCGCGGGUCCAGACGUUCAGCGCUGCCUUUUAUCCAUUAUUAAUGAUGCCACAAAAACGAAACCUGUUCAGGAAGGCAUAUGUCAAGAAAGAUGGGGGGGAAAUAUUAAACCAUCGCUGCUAGUUUCAAGACCUGGAUCAACUUAAAGGUAAUGGCACACUACUGAAGAAGAACCAGCCGGCUAAACACAACCAAGAGUCCAUGGAGGGAGACCUGGGAGAGUCGGAUGAGAAUGUUCAGGGGGAGGACAGACCCGUAGUGCUGUGGGAAAAAUGCAUCGAGCAGAGCUUCUUUGUUGAUCUCAGUGAGGAUGAAAGUCUCCACUUAAGUGAUCUGGAGAGUUCUUUGGCCUUGCAUCUGUCCCAGGCAGAGUCUGCUGCCUCUGAAGCAAGCAUCCAUCUUAGUGGGGAUGCGGAGCUGUCUGGCUUGGAUGACUCCUCCUCAGAGAGCAGUGUGGGCAGUCAGAGCGGCAGGGUUCUAGAGAGCAGUUCCAAGAGAAACCUCUUACAUGUGUCUUCCCAAAGAUCAAACACCAUGCAAGAUAAGCAGGGAAGUGAGGACACUGGACAAAAUACCAGUGAUGAGGAUCAGGAGGACUUGCCAUAUGAUGGAAACAUUAGAAGCCCUUACUUCAACAAGAAAGAUUCCUCUGAGGGAAACAUUAGCUCUGAUGGAGGACACACUGUUCAUGUAAGUCCUGAUCUUUCUGGUCAGCUUGAAUUGGUGCAAGAAGAUAUCAGCACAAAGCAGGACAAUGUUUUUGAUGCUUCCAAGCAAAGUGAGCUUGGUGGACCGCAUCCUGGUGCUGCAGACAUUAACCAGUUAUUGCUGCGGCAUUUCUCCCACGAGGAAUUGCUGCGGUUGGGUAGGCUGAUCGAGGCAGAGACCCUGCCAGAGGUGUCCCUGUUGGAGAGUGCAGACGACAGUGUUUUUAGCCGGGCUCCAACACACAACAGCAAAGCAGUGAAUAAUAACCACACAGAGAGCUCAGAUGAAAAGAGUAAUGCUGCAUCAAAAAAAGCAAGUUCAGAAGAGCAGAUAGAAAAGAAGACUCCUACUUUCACAUCUGGUGCUUAUGCAAACAGCAUGUCCAACUCUGAAAGUACAGAUUCUAAGCAGAGCAUUGGGGAUUUCAGUGCAGAUGAAGUAAAGCAGGACAAAGCAGAUGAGGAGGAAGAGCAGGUUCAGAGAGUUCCUCUGGUGCGUACAAGAUCCUUCAGCGAGAUGAAGUAUGGCCAAGGCCAAGUCCAUUACCCGCUCCCCGACUUCUCCAAGGUUGCCCCUAAAGUGAAAAUCCCCAAAACCCCAGCCAGAUCACUUCCUCAGUGCCCUAGCACCAUUCACAGAGCUCAGUCUUCCCCAGGCACGUUAGAGGUGAUCAGCAGAGUCUUGGAGGACUCAGUCCUGCCAGCCGGGAAAGCUAAUGUCUUUAAAGAUGAAGAAAAGCACACUCCUCCUGCACUGGUGCACCAUCUGCAGGCUGAAUAUGAUAAAUUACUCACCAAAUACGCAGAGGCAGAGAACCUCAUUGAUCAGAUGAGACUAGGAACCAGUAAUCAGCCCUCCUCAGAACUCAUGCUUUAUUUAGAGGAUGAUGAUGAAGAUCAGGGGCAGUUAGCUGAGCUGAGCCAUCUUGGAUACAAAGCUCCUCAUGUUCCCUCAUCAGAAAGCUUAAAUGAAAAAGCUGAGUCAGCUGUCGUCAGCACCAUUAAGGAGGCGGCCGCAGCUUCCUCCAGCGAGCUUCAGGAUAAUCCUAGUGAUGGGGAAAGGAUGACCGCUGAGCUGAGAGACAUCAUCAGCCAGUUCAUGCAGAAGGUGGAUGAAUUUAGAUUUACUGUGAGCAACAUGGCUGUAAGCACAGAAGAAAAGCAAAUGAUGUUGAGGAGCAUGAUGGAGGCUCAAGACCAGUUGGAAAGAAAAUACAUCAGUAAGAAGGAGGAGCACAGAGCUCUGGAGAUGCAAAACUACAUGGGCUUAUCCAGGAACACUGGCACUUUUGAUGCUAACAGACUAGUGGAAGGAGACAUAUUCAGGAUAGGCAUGCAUCUUGAGGACAUUAAGGAGAUCAUAGACAAAAACGUGUGUGAUCAGAUUUCUCCUCCUCACUCAACAUCCACUCCCACGUCCACGACUGUACCCACUCCUGUCUGCAUGUUCACACCUUCACCUCCACCUUCCCUGCAUGAGGGGCAAAGUUAUAAGAUGGACACAGAAGAAGAAGCAGAAGGGGGCAGUGACCUUCAGAUAAAUGGUGGAUCAGACCAAAGUAGUGAGCUCGUAACUGCUGACCCUCUAGUGAAAAACUCUGGACAUGGCAGCUGCCAGUUACGGUAUUCUUCUCUGGCCUGUUUUAGGGACUCAACGAGCACCUUGGUUGGACUUGAUGUCUGUAAAGCUGAGGAUGAGGAUGAGGAGAAGAGCUCUGGUUUGUCAGAGGUGGCAGAUCACAGUGACAUCUUAGCUUACCUGUGUGGAAACAAGACCACCUCACACGAGCAGUGGACAGUCAGCAGCCACAGCAUCGAGGAUAGAGUCUCCAGACAAAAGGAUGAAUGUGAUCUGGGUGAUUGUGUUAGUCUGGCAGUGGAGGUCUCCUGUUCCUCUGAUGCACCAAGAGGCUCAGAGAGCCACAGCCGCUCAGAGCCGGAUGUCAACACCUCAUGUGCCUCGCAGAAGAUGGUGAGUUCAGAGACAGACAGCGGAUUUGGGAGCUCUUACUUGAAUCAUUCGGGCUCGGGAUCAUUUCAAUCAAAUCUGCUUCCAGAAAGUGUGCUGUCCCAGAAAGAAGGUUUAAGUAGCUCAGACAGUGAAGACUCGUGCUCCCACCUGCAAACAGCCAUCCAUCCUGCCAUCACUGGCUACCAGUGGGCCAGCCCCCACCCAUCUGUCCUAACACAACACUGUGGAGCAACAGCUGCAGUGGAUCUGUGGGUGGACAGUACCACUAAGAAACCUUCAGCAAUGCUGCAAGGAUCUGACCAAAGCCUGUCUGCUCAGCACCAUCAGCUCAUAUCUCAACCUCUACUUGGCACCUCCAUGGAUACUGAUGGCAGAGGCAGCCCUCUGCGCUCCUGCUCUUGUAAUAGUGAGGCUAUAAUGGCCUUGCAAUCGGAGGUGUCUAGGCUAAAGAAGGACCUGGAGGUGGGCUUAGUGCAAUUACCUCACUUAGCUCAGAAGAUGGACUAUCUCACCUCAAAAUACAGACAAGAGCGCCAGGAGUGCCGGUCCAGAACCAGGACUUACCAAAGUCCAGCCUGUAACAGAGUGGGGAGUAUCAGCAGCAGAUAUGUGAGUAAGGCAAGGCUGGAGGACUGGAUCUCAUCAGACAUGGACCCCAGCCAGAGCAAAGGCACAGACAGCAGUGAAACAAUCUCUGAGAUAAUGUUGCAGUUACACAGUUCACCAACAGGGAGCAGAAAAGGUGGCAGAGGCGUAUCCUCGGGACCUGAGUUUCAGUUUAAACAACAGGCGGUCCAGCCCAAAGGAGUUUCUCCUGCUGAGUGGACAGAGGGAGGUCGCUCACUGGAAACUUCUGGGUUGAGAAGCUGCAGUUUAAAAGGAAAGAACGACAUGAUGUCUGACUUCAGACCACAGAUCGUCACAAAUAGUUUAUACUCCAAGGACAGAUGGUCUCUUCUCUCCAGCUCAUUUCUCCAGAAGCCGCUAUUGCAGGUCAGCUACGGCUCCUCCUGCAGUCUGCCGGCCAGCUAUAAAUUAAGGGAGCCACCGCUGCAGUCCAUGUCCCAUCACAGAAGACGUUCCACUCAGUCUGACACAGCACUCCUGCCCAGCAAUGUGUACUUUCAGCGGACACCGUCUCCAUCAUCGGUGCCCUUCAAGACUGGCAGCAGGACAAGCAGACGUAGCAGGAGCAAGGAAGAAGACGUGAACAGGACUCUGGACCAGGCGAUUGAGAUGGCUCGCAGCAUGAAGAGGACCACUGACCGCAUGGCCAGGAGGCUGUCUGCAGAUCUGGCUAAGGCUCAGCUACACAGGAAACUGCACCACAUGCAGUCACAAGGUGGAAGGAAACACCUGGAACCUGGCUAUGGAUGAGUUUAUACUCUCAUCUCUUUGCCUGAUACCUUUAUGAAAUAUAUUUUAAUUAAAGUAUAUCUGAUUCACAGAUGUGAUCUGUGAUACGUUUGUUUUUGUUUUCUUUUGUUUUAAACAGUAUCGUCUAUAGUAGUAACACGUAUAGUACGUUUUGAAAGUUACUGAUAUUUUUUAUCAAUGGGCAACAUUUUUUUAAUAUGAAUUGUCUACAUGUUUUGAUUUGAUCUCAAGGCCUCUGAAGAACAUUUUUAUCCAUCCAUCUUAACUGUAUUCUUACCAAAAUGUAUUCAAAAUAAAUGCUGUGAGGCACAAUGUGAUCUCAUAGUGACGACAACGGUAGACAUAGAGUACAUUGCGACAAGUUGAAGCAAUAAAUGUAAACUUUAUUUUCACAAUGCUCCAUGUCACUGAACACCCUGGUAAACUUUUUUUAAUGUCAGGUGAAAUAUAAGAAGUGAAACUACAGUGAAUGUAUGAUUUACAGAUGGAAAAUGUAGGAAGAAAACAGAUGAAAUUGGGUGCUGCAAGUGAAAAUACAUCCUUAACCAUCCUUAGACAUCAGGUGACUCUCUCUGAUAUUUCACCUCUUUACUUUGCCUGCUUCAGUUGUAUGUUUGUGAUCAUUUUCCUGCAGAAUCAUGCAGUGAGUUUUAUGCGUUUGGCAUUUGUAGUUUUUUCCUGUUUGUACCGACUUUGUUUUUUUCUUUUAACUGUGAUGUCAGUGCACAGAUUUGGAGACAAUACCUCUUUCUUACGACUCUCAGUAAAUGAUAAGAAACAG